Molecule: messenger RNA, 2129 nt
Organism: Chironomus riparius
Lineage: Eukaryota; Metazoa; Arthropoda; Insecta; Diptera; Chironomidae
Source: the annotation of a GenBank genome assembly
AUUUAAACUGAUAAUAGUGAAAAAUUGUGAAUUAAUAUAGCAAAGGAUCAAUUGAGCUAGAAGUCAUUUAUCGCAACCUAUAUAUUCAACAAUUAUCAACGUAGUCGAAGUACAUCAACGUAUUCAACAACAGGAUUGUUUAGAACAUUAGCUCGAUUGCCAUACAAUCGAUUACAGGAAGAUCAUUUAUACUUGCUAAGUAAUCUUAGACUUGAAUGAUUAGACUUUUAUACUCGUGAGAAGUGACGUGAUAAGAAAAUUUCCAGUGAACAUUAGUGUGAAUACAAAAGAAUAUUAAAUAGACAUAAAGUUGGUGAGAAAUUCAUGAAGGAAAUUUUUCAAUAAGUAAGAAGAAAGUGAAGUAAAAGAAAUUUGUUUGAAAGUGAAAAGAAAUAUUUUAAAGACACAAAAUUAAUAGUUUAGCAAUCAAACGAAAUGUUUUCGUUUCAUAAACCGAAAGUUUAUCGCAGUACUGCAGGAUGCUGUAUAUGCAAAGCCAAAUCUUCAAGCUCCAGAUUCACAGACUCGAAGAAAUAUGAAACAGAUUUCAUACAGUGCUUCCAACUUGAAAAUCCAAGACGUGGUGAAAUAUGCAAUGCAUGCGUUUUAUUGGUCAAAAGAUUUAAAAGAUUGCCGCCAGGAAGUAACAGACAUUGGGGACAUGUUGUUGAUGCACGCACAGGACCUGGAUUGAAGUCAAUGACAAAAUUCAAGAAGCGAAAAGAGGAACAAGAAGUAAAAGAAGAAAAAGAUCGAUUUAAUAAAAUAUUCAAGAAAUCAAAGAAAAAGUUUAAGAAGGAAACAAGCUCAUUGGGUGGAUCUUCUGAUGAUUCACCACCAUCUCCAACGGAAUCACAGCACAGUGACGAUUAUGAUGAUGGAUUAUUUCAAAAGAAAUUCUUCAGCUAUACGACACGUGCACAACAGCAAGUUUUAAAGCGAAAAGAAGCUGAAUUGAAAGCUGCAAAAAGGAAACGAAAAAAUCCAAAUCCAUCAAAAAAUGCACAUUGGCCAGCCAAUUAUUUUAAUCUGUUCUCGGACGUGAUUAGUGAUGAGGUGUGGUGUCAAAAAAGUACUUGCUGUGGAGCUAUUUAUGAAUGUAAAGAUCUAGAAUCUGUCAUUAUUAAUGUUGCAUCGUUCAAGCCCUGCUUACAACAUCAAGGCAAAAUUUUGCAUACAACGAAAGUUCAGCCUCCACAAAUUCAAGUUCCACAACAUACUACUGCAAUCAAGAAGCAUCAAUUAUUCCUCAAACGUCACAGUGAGCCAUCAUCUGUAGCAAAGUCGUCGUUAAGUGAUAUAAGUAGUAAUAGUAUCGUAACUGAAUUUAGCAAUAAUAAUGACAAGACUGAGCCGAUGGAUUCGACAGAUGAGAGAAAAGAGAAAGACAAUAUCAUCCCGCAAAUGAUCGAUAUCAAAUUUAAGACAAUUCACAAUGAUGAGAAGAAGAAUGGCUUAGAUAAGAUUGAGAAUGCAUACGAUCAAAAAGAGUUAAAAGAGAAGCUCCGUAAGGAAGUAAUUCAUCAGGAAACAGUAAAAUCGCUGAAAUCAUCAUCACAAGUCAGUAAUCAUCCACUUUCAAGUGUUAAUGGCGAUAAGAUGUCAAUAUUUAAGUAUAAAUUAGCUAAUAUUGCACGUUUUGGGGGUAUUGGUAAUGAUAAUUCAUCAGAUUCAGGCUAUGAAGAAGUUGUACAAGAUGGUGGAAAUAAAUUGAUAUCAAUGCCUCCGCCAGCUGAUGUCAUGCAAUCACUUUGAGUUUCAUAAGCUUUCUUAUUAUUAUUAAAAUAACUCAAAUUAUAAAUAAUUUUUCUUUUAAAUUUACUAAAACAAUUAUUUUUCGUAUGACAAAUUAUUAUUUAAUGUAAAGAGAAUAGAUGAAAGUAUGGAUAGGACAAAUUCGCGCACAGAAGUUUAAGAAAUAAUUAAUUAAAGAACAUUUUUUGACGUGAUGAACCAAAUAACUUAGGAAAAAGAUUGUUUUAUAGUAAAUUUUUACUACUUUUUUGCCACACAUUGCUAAAGUAUGUAUAAAGAUGAAGAUUAAUAUGUUUUUUAUGUAAAGAAUGAAAUACACAACCUCUAUAGAUACUGCCAUUAAUACAUUUAUACAGGAAAAAAGAAUCAAUUCU